Spea bombifrons (plains spadefoot toad) is the source of this 1313-nucleotide messenger RNA. RefSeq names its product BRCA2 and CDKN1A interacting protein (gene BCCIP). The record is from RefSeq and is a predicted model, not a curated record. Lineage: Eukaryota; Metazoa; Chordata; Amphibia; Anura; Pelobatidae. The transcript is spliced from 7 exons. Bases 15 to 932 code for a protein of 305 amino acids. Gene Ontology annotation, cellular component: nucleus.
GAAACAGUGGCAGCAUGGCUUCCAGCGCUAAAAGGAGGGCGUUGGAAUCAGACCAGCCAUCGGACGAUGUUGAAGAUGACAUGGAGGGAGACGAUUCGGGGGAAGACUCCGAUGAUAUCGAGGACGAUGAGUCAGAGGAGGAUGAGGCGAUACACCAGGAAGUGAAUGUGGAGUUUGAAGCCCACGCAAUCUCUGACCGUGAACAUGAUGGCAUCAAGAAGCUACUAAAGCAGCUCUUCCUGAAAGCCCACGUGGAUAUCUCGGCGUUGGCAGAUCUCUUGAUUCAGCAGAAUCACAUUGGAAGCGUCAUUAAGCAAGCUGAAGGUCAGGAGGAAAGUGAUGAUGAUGACGAUGACCACGUGUUUGGCUUUAUAAGCCUUUUGAACCUAACAGAGAGAAAGGGUACCCCAUGUGCUGAAGAAAUCAAAGAGCUGAUUUUGAGUAACUGCGAGAAGAAUUGCGAGCAGAGCAUGGUGGAACAGUUUGAGAAGGCCCUGAAUGACAUCAGCAAGCCAGUUGGUCUGCUCCUAAGCGAAAGAUUCAUUAACGUUCCAGCGCAAAUUGCCCUGCCGUUGCACCAGCAGCUUCAGAAGGAAUUGGCAGAAGCCCAACGGACCAACAAACCGUGCGGGAGGUGCUAUUACUAUCUCAUUUUAAGUAAAACCUUUGUGGAAGUUGCAAAGAAAGCCAAAGGAAGGACGGGAUCUUCGCCAAAGAAUGAUCUAAUGUUUGCAAAUGCAGAAGAAGAAUUUUUCUACGAGGAAGCUCUUCUGAAGUUCAGCUACUCUGUGCAGGAGGAGAGCGACACGCAGCUGGGAGGACGAUGGUCUUUUGAUGAUGUGCCUAUGAAACCCUUAAGAACCGUGAUGUUGGUUCCGGCAAACAGAAUGAAUUCAAUCAUGGAAAAAUUCAAAGAAUAUUUAGCAGUGUGAAUGGUUUCCUAGUCCCCAAAAAAAGGUUUUAUACACUUGUAUGUAUUGCAUUGACAAACCACUGGCUUUUUAUAUUCUGCUGUGUAAAACCUUAUUCAUGUAUCUUGUAGAAUCUUUUGCAUCUUAUAAUGGGAGAAAAAAAAACCAUGAAUAUCAAAAACCCUUCAAAACAGCUUGUAAAACAUGUCCGAAGCCAUCUAGAGAAAAAACACAAAAUAAACAGACUUUAUUUUUAAUUAUUUUAACAGCCAUUGACAACACAAUUACCUAUACAAAAAGCAGUAGAAAUGUGUGUAACAUCUGUCUGUUUUCUCUGAUGAUGCACAUGAUCUGAUAUUCACAGCUUAUUAAAGUCCUCCUGGUCCUGGAACACAUAUUGCA